Triticum dicoccoides is the source of this 1981-nucleotide messenger RNA. RefSeq lists its product as uncharacterized. The coding region runs from base 286 to 1086 and encodes 266 amino acids. The transcript is spliced from 10 exons. The record is from RefSeq and is a predicted model, not a curated record. Lineage: Eukaryota; Viridiplantae; Streptophyta; Magnoliopsida; Poales; Poaceae.
GCCGGUCUCCCCCCACCCAGAUUUGCCGGAGGCGCACCGGAUCCUGCCUCAUGGCCGGUUCCCGCGACUCGGCCGCCGCCCCAACCGCUGCAGCAGCCGAACACCUCCACUAGGUGCCCCGGCGGUUCGGACCCCCACCUGGCCCCUCCCUCGAACCCAGCGAGCCUCCGCCCCGACCUACUUCCCGCGCGAGGUCGCCUCCGCCUCCUCCUGGCGCACCGCCGCCCCCACCAUCUCCACCUCCGCCUCCGCCGAUGCCUCCUUCUCCACCUCCGUUCGCAAGCGAUGGCGGCCGCGGUCUUCACCCCCAGCCACCAUGGCUGCAGAUCCACCCACGGCCGGUCGUCUAAGCUUCAAGCAUGGAUGGAUGGAUUCAGGAAGGUAUCCUUCCUCCCUGGGUGGAGCGAGCUGCAGAUCCCGUCCGGCCCUCCGGAACCGGCCAUCUCCGCCUCCUCCUCGCCGCCGCCGCUGGGGAUCACGUCUUCACCAAACGCGAGCUCCGCCCCAUCCGACCGACCGCAAAGGGAGAUAGGACAUGGCGGAAACAAAACUGCACGACGAUGUGCAUUUCUGCAACACAUCAGACGGAAGAAAAAGCAACAUGAAGUUCCUGUAGAUUAUCUUAUAGGACGGGCGAAAUGCAACAGAAGAAGCUCCUCCGCUGCUACUCGCCAAACUCCAAGCAAAAAGGACCUUCCACUUUCCUUGCUAAUGGGGCCUCAGUUUGUUCGGAAUCAGAUACAACCAUUUGAUCCAUUAUUGUUCGUGGGCAUCAUAUUUAAAAAAAAAUAUUUUUUGGAUUUUGUAAAGUUUGCGGUUAAUAAGCCGGUGAGAGCUGAUGGUUCAGUUAGAUCCUGCAUUUACUUGACCUAUUUCUCUGUCAGGGGCCUCAGUUUGUUCGGAAUCAGAUACAACCAUUUGAUCCAUUAUUGUUCGUGGGCAUCAUAUUUAAAAAAAAAAUUGGAUUUUGUAAAGUUUGCGGUUAAUAAGCCGGUGAGAGCUGAUGGUUCAGUUAGAUCCUGCAUUUACUUGACCUAUUUCUCUGUCAGGAGGAUAUUCAAUACCAAGAUUUAUGAUUUGGCAUAAGUGAGAUGACAUACAAGUGAGUUUAAUUCGUGAGAGUGAAAUAGCAACAGUUUAAUUAUCAUACCGCCGGCAGCUGCACCUCAACUGCGGAAAAAGAAAUCUUGAAGAACCAAGACCACCACCAGCUGGAAGAAGAUUUCAUCUAGGAAAUUUAGUCCUAGGGACUUUGAUAUACAAUGAUACACCAAAGCAAGCAAAGAAGCCAAAAGAAGUUAAAUGUUUUUACCUGCUGCUGGCAUCCGAUGAGCAGUUGCAGGUGUCAACCAUAGUAUUGUUAUAUGAAGUGAGAGUUGCAUGUGCUUAUCUGAAGCUUAUACUAAUAAUUUGCCUCCCUAAUUGUGGCUGAUCUGGAGCUCAUACCCAUGUUGGUACAUUUUCCUCUUUUUAGUUCAUCGGAAAAAUUGACACACAGCGGCCGCUAAAUUUUUUGAGAAGACGAACCAUGGAGAUUGGAGAUGAAGAGCUGGUCGCCGCCCCUGUGUACCUAUUCUGAUUGGAGUUCUUAUUACAGUUACAUGAUCAUGUGACAGCAUGGCAUCGGACAACACGGCCUUCACCUUAAUGCACCCCAAAGGUGGUCAUCGCCGAAGCACGCCAAGGGUGAGCCAUAACCAUACCGUUGACCCACCGGCGUGGUGAGGACAAAUUGCAUAGUAUCAUGUUUUUUCAGUUAAAACCUGAGAACAGAAAGACGUAUCUAACACAGUAUGUAAAAUUUGUAAGCUCAUAUGAAAAUAGCUGAGAUCAAAUUAGGUAAGCACGUUCUUGCAAGCGAUGUAUUUUCUCACUUACGAGAAUUACUGUAGUAGCCUAUAUUCAUGCACUCUCAUUUUUGCUGAACAAUUCAUGAUCAAUACUGGAUUUUUUUAAAGGAAGCCACUUCAACUUAGUUUGA